AUGAAACUUCGUGGCGUGCUUCGAGCGUUCAAACUGCCAGCUGGACAGCAUACCAUUGGCACCAAGUGGGUAUUCAAUAUCAAGCGGAAAGCUGAUGGAUCCAUCGAGAAAUACAAGGCGCGUCUCGUGGCAAAAGGGUUCAAGCAGAAAUAUGGCAUCGACUACACGGAGACGUUUUUCCGGUAG
Messenger RNA from Peronospora matthiolae, 186 nucleotides. NCBI's taxonomy places the organism in Eukaryota, Oomycota, Peronosporomycetes, Peronosporales, Peronosporaceae. The record is from the annotation of a GenBank genome assembly.